Molecule: messenger RNA, 2450 nt
Organism: Pieris napi
Lineage: Eukaryota; Metazoa; Arthropoda; Insecta; Lepidoptera; Pieridae
Exons: 2
Coding region: 47-1954 (635 amino acids)
Biological process (GO): DNA integration
Molecular function (GO): nucleic acid binding
Source: RefSeq, a predicted model, not a curated record
UUAAUUUUUUUUUUUUUGGUAAAAUAGUUUUUUUGAGUGGUUUAAUAUGGAUCCACAAUAUUUAUUGAAGGAUGAAGUGGAGUUUGAGCUUGCUUGUCGUGGUUAUGUGCAGCCAGGUGGUUUUGCCUCUGCAUUGAGACUAAUUUUAAGAAAGAUGAUGUUUGUUGAACAGUCACAAGAAGUGUCUUAUGAAAUUAAAUUACCUUCUGGUUAUAUAAAGAACCCUAAUAAAAACCUAGACGUUUGUUCGAAUAAGCUAGAUACUAUUUUGCGUUACAUUUCUGAAUUAAAUGAAAAACCUGAUAAACAAUUAUAUAAACGAUUAGUUUCACGCUUGUCUCAUAUUGUAAAUAGGUUGAAUUUAAUGGAACCUUUAGCUGAAAUUGAUAAGGACAAGCGUACAGUUCUUAUAGAUAAGGCUAUCGUUCUUCUAUCUGAAUUAGAAAAUAAGGACGAGAUAGAGGAUGAUGAUAACAUAACUUCUGAAAUGAAAGAACUUUUACAUAAGUCGAUCGGUGAGGAUAGUAAAAAAGUUUUAAAUGAAAUUGAUAACGAUUGUCCAAGUACAUCAGUUGGGGAACAUAAAACUACACUACCUAAUACAGACAAUAUAGCUUUAUUGAAUCAACAAAAACGGGUUAGUUUUGGACACGAUAUAUUUGAGGAAGGUCCUCUUUCUGACAAGUUUAUUAAUUUGCCUUUAAAUUCUACGUCGCGUGAAGAUUAUAAUACAAUUCGUAAAAAUAAACUUGUGCCAAUUAGUCAAUGGGGGGUUUAUUUUUCCGGCGAUGGCUUGUUGUAUAAAAAGAUUUGUUUGAAACAAUAUCCUGAUAAGUCUAAUGAUUGGAAGUUAUAUAUUCCGGAGAUUCUUAGAUCUACUAUUUUGAAGCGCUGUCAUAAUGAUGUAAAGGCGGGUCAUUUAGGCAUUCGGAAAACGGUUUUUAGAGUAAAACAAUAUUAUUAUUGGCCGAAUAUUUUAGGUGAUGUGAAACGCCACGUCGGUCAAUGUGAAAUUUGUGCAAAAUUUAAAGUUUCUCAACGUUUGCCUUUUGGUCACAUGGGUCAUCAAAGGCAUGUUAAUAGACCGUGGCAAAUUAUAUCAUUAGAUUUAAUGGGACCUUUUCCAAGAAGCAAAAGUGGUAACACUAUGCUUUUAGUUAUAACCUGUUUUUUUAGUAAAUUUGUUUUACUAUUUCCACUUAGAUCUGGUAAAGCAGAUAAGAUUUGCAGUAUUGUUGAAAGCCAAUUUUUACUUUUUGGUGUUCCACAAGUAAUUAUUUCAGAUAAUGGUAAGCAAUUUGAAUCAAAAUUGUUUAAAGAACUAGUCAAUAGUUAUGGCUCUCAAAUUUGGUAUACUCCUAAUUAUCAUCCACAGAGUAACCCUACAGAGCGAGUUAAUAGGGUUAUUGGCACAAUGAUAUCGAGUUUCAUUAAUACUAAGAAACAUAAUGAAUGGGAUUUGCAUUUGCAAAGUUUUGCUCAUGCUGUUAGGACUUCAGUUCAUGAAACCACAGGCUACACCCCAUCUUUCCUCUUCUUUGGCAGAGAAACAGCUAUUCCCCCCAAAGUUACAAGUAUGUCGCAUGACGCAGUUAAUAUGUUUGACAUUCCUUUAAGUUUUAAUGCAAAAGAAUUUCUUGUAGGUAAUAAGAAGCUUUUUAGCAUCUAUGAGAAGGUUGAACAGAAGAUGAAAGACGCACAUAAAAAAAGUACAUGUUAUUAUAAUUUAAAACGUAGGGAGGCUAAAUUUAAUGUAGGUGACACCGUUUGGAAAAGAAAUAAAUUUUUGUCUAACGCAGGAAAAAAAUUUAUGGCUAAAUUGGCCCCAAAAUUUGAUAAGGCUAUAAUUGUUGAAAGAUUGUCUAGUAAUGUUUUUAGGUUAAAUAGCUGGUAUGGCAAACCGUUAGGGGUUUGGCAUGCGAAAGACUUGAAGCCAUACUGGAAUAGUGAGUAGCAGGUAAAGAAAUGAAAAAUAUUCUUUGUAUACCUUUUCAUUUCUUUUGUAUGUUGGGGGAAUGUAAUAGGAUGAGGGUAGAAACAAAAAGGACAGACACGGACGGUGAUUGCCGUAGAUUGAACGUGUUAAAGAUAUAAAUUGUGUCUUGUGUAAUAUCAAAUUUUGGAUUUUGAAUUUCGGUUAUAACUUGAGGGGUAUGUUUCAUUUAAUUAUUAUUGUAUGGUUUAGUUUUAUUUUGGCUGUGAAACAAUCUGAAAUGUUUUAUUUGUUUUAGCUUUGGGAAAUGCCCUCAAAUUAGAUAUUCAUUUAUUGAAUAACAAAUUGUCUAUAAUGUUUAUGUGAUAAACGUUACCACAUUACACACAUUAGGUUUGGCAGGAUAAACCUAAAUCCUCCUGGCGCCCACAUUUAUGUAUUUUUAGUUAAUUUUAAUAUUUAGUUUAAUAUAUUUUAGUUCUUGUAUUUUGCUAGUUUAUAAAUAUCCUAAUAUAUG